Molecule: messenger RNA, 2218 nt
Organism: Phragmites australis (common reed)
Lineage: Eukaryota; Viridiplantae; Streptophyta; Magnoliopsida; Poales; Poaceae
Product: E3 ubiquitin-protein ligase PUB23-like
Exons: 2
Coding region: 405-1640 (411 amino acids)
Biological process (GO): protein ubiquitination
Molecular function (GO): ubiquitin protein ligase activity
Source: RefSeq, a predicted model, not a curated record
AAAGAACAUCGAGCUUUUAUCUCACUAGGUAUGUGGUCAGUUACUUCCUGCCGCAAAACUUUACUACAACUUUGAAUGAGUUUGCAAUAUAACCAUUGCAUUUGCACAUUGUUUAUUGUAUUGUUUAUCCUAACCUCCGUCCUGAAAAUUUCCUGGUCCAACAAUAGUUUGGUUUCCACUUGCUCAUUAUCCCCUUUUGAAUCUGAGUUCUUUGACGGGCUAGUAUGACAUAUGCAUUACACCUAGAUGCAGAUAUAAAAACCCAAACCCCUGGGUCCUGAUCCCGCGUCCCUCUCAGACUUGCUAUAUUGUUUUCUGUGCAACCUGAAGCCAAGAAACUUGAUUGAUUGAUAGCCAGUUUGCAGCUGCUUGGAUUUGCUACCGGUAGAGAUCAAUUCUAGGUGAUGGCCAUGGAGGAGCCUCCACAGCUGUUCCUGUGUCCCAUCUCCAUGGAGCUCAUGGAGGACCCCGUCACGGUGUCCACUGGCGUCACGUACGACCGCCGCAGCAUCGAGCGGUGGUUCUUCAGGUACGGCAAGACGACGUGCCCGGCCACCAUGCAGCGGCUGACUUCCUUCGACCUCACGCCCAACCACACUCUCAAGCGCGUCAUCUCCUCCUGGCUGAACUGCGCCUCGUCGUCGGCGUCGAGCACUCCGUCGUGUAACAAGCUAGAGCGGGAAAAGCUGCCGUCGGUGCUCGCCGGCAUUGAGGACACGCCGUUCAAGGUGACCGCGCUCAAGAACCUCAAGUCCUGCAUGGCGGGAGACGAGGCGGCGCAGGAGGACUUCGUCGCCGGCGGCGGCAUUCAGGUGCUCGGCCGCGUCAUGACGCAGGCGCUGGCCGAGAGCGGGGCCGGUGGGGACUUCUCGGCGUUCCGGACGUGCGAGGAGGCAGGCGCCGUGCUCGCCACGCUCCCGCUCUCCGACGACGCGUCUGUGGAGCUCCUGCUCAAGCCGGAGUGCAUGGGGCCCGUGGUCGCGCUGGUGCAGCGCGGCAGCGCUGAGGCGAGGCUGCACGCGAUGUUCAUCCUCACCAAGAUCUCCAGCGCCAGCGCCGAUCAUGACUGGACCGCCGGCGUCGACGUCGAAUAUUUGGUCAAGUCCCUCCUUGAGCUCCUGUCCGACGGAGCCCCCGCGAAGCUGAGUUCGCGCGCCCUCGACGUGCUCCUCGACGUCACGGCGCGCUCCCGCGGCGCGCGGCGCGCCAAGGCCGUGGAGCUGGGCGCGGUUUGCGUGCUCGUGGAGCUCCUCCCCGACGCCGAUCGCCACGUCGCCGAGCGUGUGCUCCUCCUCCUAAAGUGCCUGUGCAAGUGCCCCGAGGGCCGGCUCGCCUUUGCUGACCACGGCCUGGCUGUAUCCGCCGUGGCGCGGACGAUGCUGCGCGUGUCGGGCCUCGCCACCAGACUGGCCGUCAGCGGGCUGUGUCUUGUGGCGUGCACUGUGGCCCCCGCGGAGAGGGUGCUGGACGACAUGAUGAUGAGCGGCGGCGUGGCGAAGCUGCUUGCGCUGCUGCAGGUGGAGAGCUCGCCGUCGACCAAGGAGAAGGCGGCGAGGAUGCUGAGGGUGCACGGCGCGUUCUGGAGGCAGUACCCGUGCUUCCCCACCGACCUCAGGGACUACCUGAAAUUUCUCAAUUGAUCUUCCGAAUCAAAUAUUCAUCCUGCACUGCAAAAAGUGUAGAGAUUCCGAAUGCUUUGAACAUUACUACAUGCAUUUUGUGUACAGUUUAAACACUAAAUUGUUUGGGUUUUGAUCCAUCCAUGAUCUGUAGUUCUGGAUACAGUUCAACAUUUGUAUGUAUGACAUUGACAUCAUUUCCUGAGGCUCAAAAGGAACUGGUGAGGGACGACAAGAGUCUAUAUUUGUAAUUUUUUAAAACAAACGUAUGUAUUUACAUUUUUUGAUUUUUUUUAAAAAAUAAAAAAUAAAAAAUCGCUCAAAAUUUCUCUUUCCCUUUUAGAGGAACCAUUCGCCAAUUUAUUGCUGGGUAGACGGCCCAGCUCAAAGCUUCAACAAAGGAGUAGAGGCGUACAGCGAUCCAUAGUGGGCAGAAACUGGACCCAGACAGAUCCUUUCCAGGCCAUAAAUUGCUCACACUUUUCCAGGCCGGUCCAUCCUAUUCUGGCGUGUCGCGGUGAAACGCGGAGAUCUUCGUCACCAAGCCGCACCAACCCGACCAGCUCGCGCUCUCGUCUCCCUUACCGAAUCCCGCCUCC